CUGUCCCGUGCAUGCGAUCAGUGGCCAUCCAAAAUGGCGUCCAGAAAUUUGAAUUUUCAAAUCUGGUACGUCCGUCGUACCUGAAAAAUAGCAUCGUUUUAGAGUAUUUCGAUUGCUUUCAGACCCGUUUUCAGCGUUAAUCGUAACUUUCCCGCAGAAAAAAUUGGUGUUUGGGCGAGGAGAAAGAACGGCCUUCUUCCUGACAUCGCACUCGAGAAAAUCCGAAAGUGUUCCGUCUUUCUUGAGGUCGCGCAUGGCGGAAAUGUAGUUCCACGAAGAUGUUGUGAUUGUCUACAAUACCGACGUCUCUGUAGACCUUCGUGGAGUUUUCUGAGCCUGCUGGGCAGUUUUGUAGGCUGCUCCUGGCCUUUUUUAGCCCCUUUGUUCAUGACUUGUUGAGUCCCACGCAGCGGAACUUGGUCCCGUGCGAUAUCUUUAGUGGGCAGUCAUGGACGAACAUUUGUCCAUUUUGGACUCAGUAUGUCGUGUUGGUGGUGCCAAGUUCACUAAUCUAGGCCACAGCAUGCGCUAUAGCACUCAGCAAUAUAAAGAGCAAUUAAAACAAGUUCACCAGAUCGACAUCACAGAAGACAAACCUGAUACACACCCUAAAUACAUAUGUUCGCUAUGCCAACGUGCACUGGCAAGGAAUGCAUCUGGCACACAGCAUUGUGGAGGUGGUUGUGGGUCACCAGUCACAUGGGAAGGUCACAAACGUGCUGGUUGCACUGUCUGUAAGUUGUAUCAACAACGCUCAAAGGGUGGAAGGCCGCCGAAGAAAAAGACCAAAUUGCGCGGCGGAGCCUUACCAGACACGGGAACCAGCCAGGCUACGGCAGUACCAACGCAGGUAAGUGUGGUCAAAUUUGGAUGUGCAAAAAGCAACAUGUCAGAGCCUAAUCAUGGAUGUAAUGCUUUUUAUAUUAAUUCUCUGUCUUCAUAACAGGUCCCAGCCCCAGCCGCGGGGAUCGAGACUCGCACCGUCGAACAGCCGGCAUCAUUAACGCGUGGUGCAGCUACAGCUGAACAGACUACCAGUGCCGAACAGUCUGUAUCACAAUCACAGAACACAACAGCAGCCACACCAGCUCCCUGUGCGCAGCAGUCCGUAUCGGCUACGCCCAGUACAACCGUUGUCGGUGAAACAACAGCAGACACUCAGAUCUUUGAAACGGCCACGGCAAGCAGUACCUCACAGCAGCAGCUGCCAGCACCACAUGAGCCCGAGAUAUCUAUCGACAAACGCGCAUCAGUAUCCACACAGGUGCGUAUCUCUGUUAUAGAGCAGUCUGUGUAUCCAAUCCAACCAGGUCUUAAAACUAAAACAGCAAUUGUCAGAUUAGAUAGUGGAGAUAUUACAGAAAAGAAAUGAGCUUCGCAAUGGACUGAAUAUAAAGAAAGGGAAUGAUAGAGCAAAAUGGACUGCAUGUGGCAAAAUUCCUUGCCAACCACAGUAGUCAACAGCGUGGUGGUUCUACUUGUUUAUUGGCGUCGUUGCAGGUGUCUACACCACUAACCCAGCAAGGACUGACACGUCCGGUCACCAAAUCGGCUACAAUCGCUCAAGUCCUGGACGCAUCACCAUCCAAGCUCCGCGGUGAUACUGCUGACAGGCUGCUUGGCCACCUGGUUUCCGCUCGUUCUGACUCAGGGAAGCUGGAGGUGAAGCAAAGUGAGCGUGGCAGACCGCAGGUAUAUCAAAGGCUUACAUUCGCUGACACAUCCUCCGAGGCAGCCAGUGAACGUACGAAGAGACGGCGAACAGCAGAACUGAGGUCGCUCACUGAGUCUGUAUGUGGUGGAAGUGCCGGCGCCAGUGCCCAGACUGUAGCAAUUCUUCGCAGGAUGAGCAGCGACGAGCAGAUGGAUCUCCUCAGAGAGGCUGGGUUGGCACCACAUUCGCCCGAGGCUGGAAUUGGCUUGGCCAUCAAAGCCGACCUCAUGCUCCCGUGGAAUCAACUCAGGAAGCUGCGGCAAUGGCUUAAGCAGUGUGGAGUGAAGUUCGAGUCAGAACGCAAGAUGCGAACAACACUAGCAGCAGCCCUUCCACCCUACACGGCCAAGGACGUGCCAAUGGUGGUGAAAAAGCAGAUCGCGCUGGCACCGGUGGUGUACAUGCCCAGCUUGGAGGUAGUCAUCAACCACUACCUCCAGCUAUACAAGGAUCGUGGGCUACUGACAUGGCACGAUGGUGCAAUACCGGAGAGCGAGGUUUGGAUAAAGCUGGGCGGGGACCAUGGCGGUGACUCGUUCAAGUUCUCCAUGCAAGUAGCCAACCUGCAGCACCCCAACUCGCCGGACAACACCGUACCGCUGUGUGUAUUCCACGCAAAGGACACGCCAGCGAAUCUGGAAACUGCACUUGGUAUGUACCGCGAUGACGUCUUGCACCUUAUCUCACAUGGCAAAUGGGAGGGGAAGCGGCUCGUCCUCUUCAUCUUCGGAGACUACGAGUUUCAGUGUAGUAUGUACGGGUUGUCGGGACCAAGUGGCCUACGUCCGUGCUUACAUUGCCACUGCAAGAAGAAAUCUAUGGAGACGCCAGUAUUGCAGAGAGAGCCUGAGGACAGUGUACCCCGCUCCCUGGCCACCCUCAGUAGCAACCUGCUGGAAUUCAUCGCAGACGGGGAGAGAUUACCAAACGCCAAGUUACACAACAACGUCAUUCGUCCGGCAAUCCUUCCUGUGCCACUACCCAACGUCAUCGUGCCAGUCCUCCACCUGGACUUGGGCAUAUUUGCCUGGAUGUUCGAUGCAAUGCUGAAGGAUCUGCGUGAGCUGGACAAGCUCUUGGCCAGCAAGGCCCAGUCUGCUGCUGGAGAUAGCGACGCUUUCGGACGGCUAUCUGGCCUCUAUCGCGACCAUCACGACGCAGAAGAGCAGAUAGCAGCAGCGUCGGAACAGGCCUCUGGUUACCAGCAGCAGCUGAACUACGUAGCACUGCAUGCCCACAACCAGGGUGUUACUGGCGGUAACUUAGAGUUCGUGUGUGAGCAGAUCAGAGCGGAGUGGCAGAAGGCCAAUGACACAGUCGUGGAGAUGACAAAGGCAAAGGAGGGCAUCUCGCAGCAGAUACUUGCCGCAACUGCUGAAAAAGACAUAUGUGGGCCUUGUGAAUCGGCAGUCGAACCUGUGCUGCAAUCCCACAACAUCAAGCGCCAGGUGUACCACGGAGGUGCAUUUAUCGGAAACCACGUGCACCGCGCACUUCAGCCCGCUGUCCUGCAGUCGAUUGCUGCUGCUCCCAUCUCAGUAAUUCAGGAACGCUGUCCCGACCUGAUGGAUGAUGCCAGCGUUGUCCAGUUGCGUUACAUGAAGCUGCUGGACGAGUACAGGAAGUGUACUUCUGCCUUUGGCCAUUGCAGGAAGGUCACACGAGCAGAGGUUGAAGAGCUGGAAUCCAACAUCAGGACCUUCCUCAAGUCAGCACGGAAGGAGGUGGUCGAUCGAGGGCUUGGCCACAUAACGCCGAAGCUUCAUCUUCUGGAGAGCCACACCGCUCCGGCAAUGGAGAGGCUCGGAGUAGGGCUCGGUUUGCUGGCCGAGCAAGGAGCAGAGAGCAUCCAUGCAGAGUUUAACACUCUUGAGCGAAGAUACCGCCAGAUUCCUGCUCUUCUGCAGAGGCUGAAAGCUAUGGCUGAGCAGCAUCUGUCCCGAACCUUGCCUCAAGCCAUUCACCGUCCCACGACAAAACGUCGCCAGUCGACAUGAUCUCUGGCAAGUAUCGUGAGUAACCAACUUUAUUUGCUCUCUCUCUCUCUCUCCUGAACUCGAGUGGAUUUCUUUUUCUGCGGCGCAACUCUUCAUAGGAAUGUACUCGGGUGUGCAGUCUCUCUACCUACUGUUUGCUUUCUUCAUCUUUCUGCUCUACAGGCACACAGCUACUUGACCACUUGCCUCGUCAUCGAGAUCGCGAUGCACCGUCAAUACUCAACAAAGAACUGAACAAGAACUUCUUGAAGAAAGCUUUGUUGUUUGAACGAACAACAACUGACUUGAACUUUUUUUAGUUGAAGUUUCCAGCUCGCGCUGCUUUGAUCUAUUUGGGUUUUACCUGCUUUGCCGUAUGUUUUUAUCAUUAUUCCCUCUGUUUUCUAAUAAUUCCACUGGUAUUGGCAAUUUCCUGUGUAAAAUCGCAUAAACGCGAUUUUCGACAAAAAUCGCCGCCAUAUUGUUAGAUGGCCGCGUACGAACAGCCGUGCGGUGAAGGCUGGAGUAAAACUAACAUGACAGCAGCCAGGAUCAUAAGGAUAUCGAUACUAGAUCAGGAAUAGACCACCCGCCUGCUGGCGGUCCUGUUGUCUUUAACCCAAGAGGGCGCAAGUGGGAACUUGAAAGACAAUCAAUUUUUAGGAACACCUCUGUGAAAUCAGCUGUUCCGUUAGGUAGUGCCAUACAUCAUGGUCAUUCCCAAGACAAGAGUACACAAUCAUGUAACCAUGUUCUCUUGCCAUUACUCAUUACUGGCAUGCAUGUUGACAAGCCCUUGCGGCACAUUACGCUUGACUUGAUGUAUGAUAAUGACAGCAUAUCACAAGGGGGAGGACAUAAAAGUCAUAAUGCAUUGGAAACAGUAUUGCUGACUGUCACCAGAGUCUCCCCUUGUGUCAUAAUACCAUGACUUGAUGGUAAUGUAUCAGUGUACAACAUGUAUUAGUCCAAUUCUUCUCUAGUAUCAGUCUAUGUGAUGUCAUACGAGAUUAUGCAUGUUUGUAACCUGUUUCUGCAUAGCAUGAACUCCAUUUCAACGUGAUAGAUAUGGCUGACAGUCUAGUCGGUACUCUUGCCACAGACAGUCUCCUGAUGUCCCAGUUUGAACAUGAUGAUUCAUGACACAUGAUGGGAGGUAGUACGUUUGCCUUGUCAUUGCCUUCCCAGCUCCUUGUCAAUGACAUUAUGUCAUUGGUAUCUUGACAUCCUGAGACGCCCAUCCCCCUGAUCCAAGGGGGUUAGGGCACGGCCGUCCCUCCCAAGUGCAAGCCCUUGCAUGCACUAUGUACUAGUGCCUGGUGAGCGGUGACGCGAGCGCAAGGCCAAGGAUACUACUAUUACUACAACACCGGGCGCAUGACUGGAUGUACGAUAAAGGAGAACCCGUCACCCCUGUCUAGAUCUACCGACGUCCGUGCUAUGCAGUUAUCACCAGUAAUACAG
Messenger RNA from Sycon ciliatum, 5154 nucleotides. RefSeq lists its product as uncharacterized. NCBI's taxonomy places the organism in Eukaryota, Metazoa, Porifera, Calcarea, Leucosolenida, Sycettidae. Bases 1405 to 3711 code for a protein of 768 amino acids. The record is from RefSeq and is a predicted model, not a curated record. The transcript is spliced from 3 exons.